Messenger RNA from Quercus lobata, 2198 nucleotides. Its product is annotated as zinc finger CCCH domain-containing protein 17-like. The record is from RefSeq and is a predicted model, not a curated record. Gene Ontology annotation, molecular function: protein binding; metal ion binding. The transcript has 7 exons. Bases 251 to 1981 code for a protein of 576 amino acids. NCBI's taxonomy places the organism in Eukaryota, Viridiplantae, Streptophyta, Magnoliopsida, Fagales, Fagaceae.
UCUCUCUCUCUCUCUCUCUCUCACACUUUUCAAAAUUCAAACCCUAAUUUCCAUCGGCGAUUUGAGAUUGUUUCUGAUUGAACGAAGAUCUCGGCGGCUCGAUUUUCAAAGUCUCUCAGGUUUGCUAUUGCAAUUAGAUUUAGAUUUAGAAUUUCUUUAGCUAUGAUCGCACCGACUUUUGUAAUGAUCGUAUCUAUUCUCAGCCUUAGACAAUGUUACCAAAGUAAUUUACUUUCUCUAGGGUUUGCCGAUGGAUCGGCGAUUAGGUUUUGGGAAGUUUGUAUUUUGUUAUGUAUUUGAUAAGGGAUUUUCGAAUAAUUGGAUUGUUUUUUCCAUAAGCUGUUAUUGCCAAAUCAGAAUUUCAAGAUUCUUCGGCUUCUCUAGGGUUAGAAUUUUCUUGAUUGCAGUAGGGUUUUUGAUUUGGAAGAUUUUCUUCCAUGGAAGAAAGAGAUUGGUUUUUGUUUUUGGCUGCUUCACUUUGUGGAAGGCUUUAUUCAUUGGUUUCCUAUUCCUAUUAUUUGUGGGUGUUUAUAGUAUGGAGAUUAAAACUGCAAGAAGAGGGCCACAGGGAAAAGAAAGUUCUGUUUUUGAUCGAUUAGGAGCAGGACGAGGAGGGCAUUUAAACAACAGCAGCAACAAGAUAUGCAAAUUUUGGCUCAGUGGUAGAUGCCUUAAAAACCCAUGUAGGUUUGCCCAUUCAGAAACACCUGAUGUGGCCACCAUUCACUGUCCCAGGCAGACUCCUUACUACCCUCACUCCAGCAACGCCUUAGUUUCGAAUACUUGGCGAAGGGCUCCUAGGAUUUCACAAAAUGUUCAGGAGAAGGUUGUUAACCACAAGUCUUCCGAAAAUGUUCCUGGGAAGUCUAAAACAGACUUGGAAGAUAUUAAAAAGAAGUCGCCAGAAAGCAUUUCUGAGAGUUCUUCAGAAUGUUCUGUUGUUGAAAAUGAUUCUAAUCUGGAGAAUGUGGUUGAAGAAAAGCCUCUGGAGCAUGUUCCUAAGAAAACCGCAGAAAGGGUUUGUGAGUUUUGGGUGCAAGGGACGUGUGUCUAUGGUGAUCAGUGCCCUUACCUACACUCAUGGUUUCGUGGGGAUAAGUUCAAAAGGUUGGCAGAGCUUCAAGGGCACAACAAGGCAGUCAGCGGAAUUGCACUUCCUCUAAGAUGCAACAAGCUUUGUUCAGGUAGCAGUGACGGAACAAUUCGGCUUUGGGACUGCCAUACUGGUCAAUGUGCUAAUGUGAUUAACCUUGGUAGCGAAGUUGGAUCUGUUUGUAGUGAGGGCCCAUGGCUCUUUGUUGGCCUGCCAAAUGUUGUGAAGGUGUGGAAUACUGAAUCAGGUGCUGAAUACAGUCUCAAUGGACCUGUUGGGCAAGUCAAUGCAUUGGAAUCUGUUAAUGAUUUGCUUUUUGCUGGGGUAGAGGACGGUGUUAUUUUGGCAUGGAAAGGCACUUGCGAAAGUAAUCUUACAUUUCAACUUGCUGCAAGUCUUAAAGGCCACACACAUGGUAUAACAUGUUUAGUUGUUGGAGGAGGCAACAGGCUGUACUCAGGUUCCAAGGACCAUACAAUAAGGGUUUGGGAUCAUGAAAAUUGGCAGUGUAUUAUGACACUGAAUGGGCAUGAUGAUGUUGUGAAGUCUCUCAUGUGCUGGGAUAAGUAUUUGCUCUCUGGUUCAUUGGAUUGCACGAUAAAAGUUUGGGCUUCUACUGAGGAUGGCAGCUUGGAAGUAAUCUAUACUCACAGUGAAGAACAAGGUAUUCUUGCACUUUCUGGGAUGACCGAUCCGGAUGUUAAACCAAUCCUGUGUUGCUCUUGUAGUGAUAAAUCUGUCCACCUCUAUGAACUGCCAACAUUCGCUGACAGGGGCAGAGUAUUUGCUAAACAAGAAGUCCAGACUCUUCAAAUAGGUCCUGGGGGCCUCUUUUUUACUGGGGAUCAGACUGGUUUGCUGACAGUGUAUACAUGGCUAGCAGACUAAUGGUUGAGACGUGCCCAAGACUAAGACUAGUAAAGCAAUGUUUUAUUAGUUGUUGUGGCAAACAGUGUACAGUAUUUUGAGUACAUUUUCCACUGUACAGUAUUUUGAGUUUAGAAAUUCUUGUUAUUAUGAACACUGAGGAUAAAGCAAUGUAAUGUUGUUACUACAUAAUGAAAAUAAAUAUAGCUACAUACCCUAAGGUAAAGACUUUGGUUUA